CGACCCAGUCACCUGACGCUAUCGAUAAGCCCAGCCAUUCCCCGGAUCUCAGGCAUCCACGAGUGACCUCAGGAACAUCUUCACCACCACAACCACCAUGUAGCCCCCACCACACCAACCAGCCAUGUCUCUACCGAAACACACCUCCCCCGAACCUCUCCCUCUCUCCUCCUCCCCCUCGAAACACUCCAUCCGCCGCACCUCCGGCUCCACCCUUCCCUCCCGUCCGCAAAGCAUCAUCGACCGGCCCGCAACCGCCCAACAAGUGACCCUCCCCGAAGAGGAAGGGGAAGAGCAACACCUCCAACAUCAACACCACAAUAACCACCCAGACACCCAGCCCCCCUUCCAACCCUUCUUCACCCUGAUUGAAGACGCCCAUUCUAGCGAAUACCACCACCCAACAAUCCACUACAUCUUCUCCGACGACGACACAGACAUCAUCACCGAAGCCGCCCUGCGCACCCUCGAAUCCGAACCCGACGGCUUCCCCAGAAACAAAUCCCAACCCCAACCUCACGCGCAUCAUGACUCCAAUUCGCGCCCCGGGACAGCAUACGAGGAUCCAGACCCUGACGCUGACGCUGACGACCCCCACCGAAAGGAAUCCCUCCUCCCACAUCCUAUCCCUGGCGUGCGCGACAACUACAUCAUCCUCGAUGUAGACUAUGCUUCGCAGGAGGGUGCAGCUGCAGCAACGGGGGGAACAACGCACCCUGAACCUACCACUACAACCACCGACAAGACACACGAUCCCCACGCCCCCAACACCACCAACCACAACAGCAACCCCAAGACCCGAGCCCCCACCCGCACCCCCCAAAACUCACGAUCACAUCCGCACACAGCCUCUCCCCCUCUUGGCAAGUGCUACACACGCACCUUGGUCCCGCUCCGACAUUCGAGAACGCGAAUUCAUCUUCUGGCGGGGCUGCAGGGGGGAGCGGGGGAAACGGACAAACAGCGAACGGGGGCCUCAUGCUCAAGAUCCAGGGGACGGCGGGUUUGCCGAUGACGAUGCCGGGGAAGGAGAAGGAUCGGGAGAGAGGUGGUAGUGGGCAGCGGCUGGAGGAGAUGAUGGAUCAGUUUGCGAAGCGGCUGGGGGAGUUGAGGCUUGUUAU
Messenger RNA from Aspergillus heteromorphus CBS 117.55, 1121 nucleotides. RefSeq lists its product as uncharacterized. The record is from RefSeq and is a predicted model, not a curated record. The coding region runs from base 125 to 1015 and encodes 296 amino acids. Lineage: Eukaryota; Fungi; Ascomycota; Eurotiomycetes; Eurotiales; Aspergillaceae. The transcript has a single exon.